Messenger RNA from Parnassius apollo (apollo), 3366 nucleotides. NCBI's taxonomy places the organism in Eukaryota, Metazoa, Arthropoda, Insecta, Lepidoptera, Papilionidae. The record is from the annotation of a GenBank genome assembly.
AUGGGCGAUAGCAGCGAUUCAGAGGAGUUUUACGAUGCCGAGGAAUUCACACCCAUUAAGGGUUCUAAGAGAUCUUCCAUAUGCAAGAACAUCUGUGUGACAGAUACCAGUUCACCUACACAGAAGGACAAAAGUCCAGUAACGAGAACAGAGGAAUCAUUGGCUCCAGCUUUAGGCAUCACCAGUACACCUAGCUGUGAAGCCAUAGCUGCAGAAGAUGACAGAGCUACCAUAAAAAAUGUUGUCCAGGGCCGAAAACGGUUUCAAGAGCUGCGUCGCUGCAUGCAGUCGGAAGAGGAGGACGACGGUGGGCUCGACAUAGCUCUAUCUUCGGACAACCAUGGCUACACGCUAGAGCAUCCAUUCAAAAUAAUAUCGCAUGACACGAUGAGUCUACAGAGCAUGACGUCACUUGGACGAAUUGGAAGAAUUCUUAGCGGAGCGGCUGAAUCACAUCCAAACCUACGUGACAAGUUACCAGCACCGUCUGCUUCUAGGGAACCCUCUACUAUUUCUGAUGACACUUUACCGAAUGACAGUAGGAAUCAAAAUGCGCUGACGGCGUCGGAACCGGACGUGAUAGCCAGCACGAAGGCGAACAGUCUCAAGCACCGGCACAGCGCCUCCGUGGUAGCCGUGUCUUCCGUGUCUCCCGCCCCGCCCGACCCGCCCGCCCAACACCAACACCACUCGCCCACCAACCAGCCCGUCGCGCCGCCGAGGAGGAAGAAGCGCAGUGAGUUCACGCACGAGAAGCUGCACAGCUCGGACUCACUGUCGACGGACGGUGGCGAGUGCCCAGUCGUGGGGGAUGAACGUGACAUCGCACACUCUGCAAGCUACCCUCGACGAGUGGACAAGCCACAACUCGACGAUCUACAUGUACAGCCUUCACUUUCAAGUACCUUGAACCAAACCAUGGCACUUCCAAGCCCAGCGAGCACGAUAGAGUCCUUGACCAGAGAGUUUCAGGAUUCUUUGGAGCUUUCACAGUCUAAAUAUGCCGCAAUGGAGGCGUCGUUAGCGAGUGCGAGUGGGGAGGGCGAGCGUUCGUCUCGCUCGUCGCGCUCCAGCGAGCGAGUGAGCGAAAGGGCGAGCGAGACAGCGAACAGCGCGUGUGGCCGGCAGCGGCCCGGCACGCCGCACGCCACGCACGACAUCAACGACACACCGAGAGGCGGGGCGCGCACGCACAGCGAGGGCCGCGCCGCGCUGCACGCGCCGCACGCACCGCACCCGCACGCGCACAGCGCCAGCCUCGGCUUAACCAGCAUUGUACAUACAUCACUCCGUCGUCAAAGCAGCAAUAUAAAAAAUUGCAGGCGACCGGAAGGUGGUCGGACACGUCGUAGAUCUGCAGGCGACUCUCCGACACCAGGUCCGACACUUCGCACUCGCUCGUCCUCGGGCCAGCAACUGUCCGACAUCGAGAUACUGGAGCAGGUCACCGUGCUCAACCUUGACACCGGUGAACGCAUGCCUCUUAGCGUGGCUGAACACAAAUUGCCGCAAUGCAUCAACCCACUGAGCCUGCACAUAAUGAGGCUCACCUCCGAAUAUAUCGGACGUGCUGGUGACGAUGAGAAUACCAGUCCACAGAUAAAACCCAAGAGCUUGUGGCGCAAAGGCCUGUCAAUGAGCCUGCAAAGUUCCGCUUUGCUGUUGAGGCGAUCUCCCUCCGCCCCCCUACAACCCGCCAACUCUCUCCUCAGUAUUGAGACUAGGGAAACCGACGAAGAAAGUGAGAGCGUGUGCGUAGAAGGAGUAGAAGAUGAGGCAAAAGAGAUGAAAAGAGAAUCUACAGAUAGACAGACGACUGCGAUAAGAAGAAAAACUGAGAAAGUGCUGAUGAAAGAUUUAGUGAAGUGUCACUCCCACGACAACAUUAACAGGAGGUUGACGAGUGCGACCAACUCCAGGUUAAAGCGUUUCUUCGGUAGUACGGUUAAAAGGACGGUGGAUGCGGCCAAGUCGCUCGCCCAAGAAGUGACCCACGCGCGACAUAAGGAAGAUAUAGCUGACAUAGCCGACGACGUGAGAGGCGAACACAACAUCAAACUGAAGGCGUCCAAUUCGCACAAAGGGCCGUACGACUUCGACGGAUGCGUGCGUCAUGUUCAGGAGAUGGGCGGCGGGCACGCGGGCGCGGUGUGGUGCUGCAAGAUGAGCGUGUGUGGCCGCCUGCUGGCCACCGCGGGGCAGGACCGGCUGCUGCGCGUGUGGGUCACGCGGGACGCGUACCACAUGUUCCAGGAGAUGCGCACGAAGUACAACGCGGAGAAGAAGUCGUCGCCCACGCCGUCGCAGGAGUCGCUGUCGCCACUGGCCUCGCACGACGCCGCUUCCCCACCGCUGGGACCGUCAGCCCCCUUCUGGCCCACGCCCUUCGCCGUGUACGCGGGCCACACAUCCGACCUGCUGGACGUGUCCUGGUCCAAGAACUACUUCGUGCUGUCGUCUUCCAUGGACAAGACGGUGCGGCUGUGGCACAUCUCGCGCGGGGAGUGCCUGUGCUGCUUCCAGCACAUCGACUUUGUCACCGCCAUCGUCUUUCAUCCUCGAGACGACCGCUACUUCCUCUCUGGCAGCCUCGAUGGGAAACUCCGUUUAUGGAACAUCCCCGAUAAGAAGGUGGCGGUGUGGAAUGAAGUGGACGGCAAAACCAAACUAAUAACAGCUGCCAACUUCUGUCAGAACGGCAAAUUCGCCGUGGUCGGCACGUACGACGGCAGAUGCAUCUUCUACACCACGGACCAGCUCAAGUACCAUACGCAGAUCGACGUGAGGUCGACCCGCGGAAAGAACUCCACUGGGCGGAAGAUCAGCGGGAUCGAACCGAUGCCCAACGACGAUAAAAUCUUGGUGACUUCUAACGAUAGCCGCAUACGACUCUACGAUCUUCGGGACCUGAACCUGUCCUGCAAGUACAAGGGCUACGUCAACGUGUCCAGCCAGAUCAAGGCGUCCUUCUCCCAUGACGGAAAGUACAUCGUGAGCGGGUCGGAGAACCAGUGCAUAUACAUCUGGAAGACUUACCACGACUACUCCAAGUUCACGUCGGUGCGGAGGGAUAGGAACGAUUUCUGGGAGGGGAUCAAAGCUCACAACGCUGUGGUCACUUGUGCCGUGUUCGCUCCCAACCCGGACUACAUGAUCCGCAUGAUCGCUGAGAGGGAGGCUGAAGCCAACAUGGCAAAUAAGACUCCAGAGGAGAGGGAAGAGGCGAAGGCCGCCGAAGGGGGCAUGGUGUCGUCAUCACAAACGGGGCACGUGCUGAUCAGUGCAGACUUUAACGGCUGCAUCAAGGUGUUCGUGCACAAAGCCAAGCCCAAGCACAGCUCGCUGCCAGCCUCCGCGCUCGCGUAA